Aethina tumida (small hive beetle) is the source of this 592-nucleotide messenger RNA. RefSeq names its product NADH dehydrogenase [ubiquinone] 1 beta subcomplex subunit 9 (gene ND-B22). Bases 111 to 539 code for a protein of 142 amino acids. Gene Ontology annotation, biological process: mitochondrial electron transport, NADH to ubiquinone. The record is from RefSeq and is a predicted model, not a curated record. The transcript has 3 exons. Lineage: Eukaryota; Metazoa; Arthropoda; Insecta; Coleoptera; Nitidulidae.
AUUUACAUGGAAAAAAAUAAAAACAGCAAGUAAGUAAAGUCAACGGCCACUAGAUGUCGAACCGUCCACCUUUGACAGCUGAUACUUAGAAAAAUAAUAAUCGUUCAAAAAUGGCUAGCUUGCCAACGGGACUGGUGUCCCACACGAGAAAAGUGCAAAGCUUGUACAAAAGGGCCCUCCGCUCCUUAGAAAAUUGGUAUGACAGAAGAGAAGUUUACAGGUAUCAGGCUGUAUUAAUGAGACAGAGAUUCGACCAAAACAAAGAUGUAAAAGACAUGCGAAUCGCUAAAGACCUGAUCGAACAAGGUGAAACGGAACUAUUCAAAACCCAACAUUGGCAUCCCAGAAAAUUCCCCGAAUCCCCUGGUGGUGUUGCUUAUGGAAGAGAAGUGAUUCCUCCAGAUUGGGUUGUCGAUUAUUGGCAUCCACUGGAAAAGGCCCAAUACCCAUCAUACUUUGCUCGAAGAGAACAGAGGAAGAAGGAAUAUGUUAAAAUGUGGGAAAAACUAUAUGGUAAAUCCACUCCAACUGCCCAUUAAAUCUUAUUGUUAAUAGUGUAGAAUGUAUUAAAGAAUAUAUUAAUUUAAAUCUU